Molecule: messenger RNA, 12477 nt
Organism: Prinia subflava (tawny-flanked prinia)
Lineage: Eukaryota; Metazoa; Chordata; Aves; Passeriformes; Cisticolidae
Gene: TET3
Product: tet methylcytosine dioxygenase 3
Exons: 10
Coding region: 561-5582 (1673 amino acids)
Biological process (GO): positive regulation of transcription by RNA polymerase II
Cellular component (GO): nucleus
Molecular function (GO): DNA 5-methylcytosine dioxygenase activity
Source: RefSeq, a predicted model, not a curated record
GGGCAGAGGGGUCUCUAGGGCAGAGGGAUCUGUAGGGCAGUGAAUCUCCAGGGCAGAGAGAUCUGUAGGGCAGUGGAUCUGUAGGGCAGUGGAUCUCUGGGGCAGAGGGGUCUCCAGGGCAGAGGGGUCUCUGGGGCCGCUGCUCCUGCCGCAGCAGCCGGAGCUGUGGCCGUCUCUCCCCGCCAGGUCCCCUCGUGCUCCCCGUGGGGGUCGAGGCGGCUCUCGGGGCCCGGCCAAGGCCGGCGGGCGGCGGGGCUGGCGUGUGGCCUCCGCCACCCGUCCGUCCGUCCGUCCGUCCGUCCGUCCGUCCGUCCGUCCGUCCGUCCGUCCGUCCGUCCGUCCGUCCGUCCGCCCGCCGCCGGCCGGUCCGUACGUGCGGGCGGCGCCGGCGCUAAUGGCUCCUGCCGCUGGUUUGGCAGGGGGCGGGGAGGGCCGGGGCUCCCGGGCCCCGCUCGGGCUCUGCUCCCCGGACGGUGCCGCCGUCGCCUGCGGCUUCGCCUCCCGCCCCUCCACACACAGGUUCAGCGGGAGACACAGUUGAUGGACCCAGCAGAAGCCAAAUGGAAGAAGGGCCAAUUAAUUAUGUGGAAGAAAGGCGGCUGAACGAGGGCAGCGGGCUCAGCCUGGUGAAUGGGGGCCGGCCGGAGGCGGGGGGGACCGUGCUGAUGGAGCCCAGCGGGUGGUCACCGGGCCAGCCGCCCGCCACUGGCAAAGCCCACUUGGAAGACGUCCGGAACCUGGUGGCCUUUUCAGCGGUGGCCGAAGCUGUUUCCUCCUACCGGCUUCCACCGCCGGGGUCGCCGUCUCUGCUGUACGAGAAGUUUGACUCGGAGAUGAGCCGGGGCAGGCUGGGCACGGCAGACGGGAUCCCACGGGGAGAGGACCUGCACGCCCUCAAGGCUGCCCUGGCUUUGGCCAAGCACGGUGUGAAGCCCCCCAACUGCAACUGCGACGGCCCCGAGUGCCCCGACUACCUGGAAUGGCUGGAGCAGAAGAUCAAGACGGCUCUCGGGGAAGAGCUGGCGUCACCGCGGCCGCGCCCCGCUGCCAUCCCCCCGCCUCCUCCCCCAGAAGGUGCUAUUGACCCCCAGCCGGUGCCUGAGGCUGCCGAGCCAUGCCCGCCCGAUGGCCUCCCCUUUUCCCAGAGCGCGUUGACCAUCGCCAAGGAGAAGAACAUCAGCCUGCAGACCGCCAUAGCCAUCGAAGCCCUCACGCAGCUCUCGGCCGCCCUGCCCCAGCCCGCCGGCGAUGGGCAGCCCCCGCCACUGCCGCCGCCGCCACCUCCCGCUGUCCCCUUCGGCCACGUCCCCCUCUGCCCGCCGGGGGCCGCGUGGCAGCGAGGGGAUGAGCCCCGAUACCCGCCGGAGCCGGGAGCAGCACCUGAGCCAUUUUUCGGCGCGGCACCUCCGCGGGGGAACUUCACGGCCUCUUGGGGGCUGGAGGCCGAGGGGGCAGCGGGGGCUGGAGACCCCAUGGCAGAGCUGGAGCAGCUGCUGGGUAAUGCUGACGACUACAUCAAGGCAGCUUUCAAGAGACCCGAAGCGACGGCCAGCAAAGUGACAACCCCCAAAACGGAACCCCCGGAGCGAGCACCCAGCAAAGAAGCACCGGGUGGGCCCUGCUUGCCACCGACACCGCCGGAGCCUGACCUGCACAAGAAGACGCAGCUGGUCCUGCAGCAGCAUCUCCACCACAAGCGCAGCCUCUUCCUCGAGCAAAACCUGGCGGCGACGGCGGCGCCCCCAGACCGGCCGAGCGGCUGGUGGGCUCCCAGCGCCCCGGCCACGCCCCCCAAGCCCUUCGAAAAGCAGCCCAAAGAGAAGAAGAAGAAAACGCCGCCCGAAAAGCCCCCGCCGGCCAAACCUCUCCGCAAACAAGUGCAGAUCAAGAAGGCGAAGCAGAAGGACUCGCAGCCGCUCUUCCCGCCCCUCUGGCAGAUCAGCCUGGAGGGGUUUCGGGCGCCCGCUGAACCCCUCGCCGAACCCCCCGCUGAAGAGAUGCAAACGGAGCCGCCGCCGGCCUUCCCGCACCAGCCUCUUGCACUACCCCUGCCCUCCGCAUGCCCCCCGCCACCAAACCCCCUGGACGGCGUCCCCCCGGCUUCCGACUCUCAGGAAAGGGGUGCCCCCGGGGAGGGCCCCCAAAUUCACUCGGCACCGGCGGGAUUGGCUGGCUCAGAGGAGGCACCGGCUGCUCCUCCGCCGGCCACCUCAGCUCCCAUCAUGGUGGAUGACAAGUUGGAAGAGCUCAUCCGACAAUUUGAAGCUGAAUUUGGGGAGAAUUUCAACCUGCCGCCCCCCGAGACGCCUGCCCCUCUUGCCCCUGGGGCUGCCGAGCUGCCAGGGGGGCCAGCACCAGCCCCACAAGGGUCCCCCACGGCUGCCACCGCUGCCCCGGCUCAGAGCAGCACUCCCCAAGCCAGACCCAAAAGCGUCUCUCCAGGGAAGGGGCCGCUGUCAGAGCCACCCUUCACUGCCCGCUCCCCCAAACAGAUCAAAAUCGAGUCUUCUGGUGCUAUCACCGUGGUCUCUACCACGUGUUUUUACUCGGAGGAAAGCCAAAACCCAGACGUGGACGACGUCAACAGAACACCCACCAAGGACGAGGUGCCGCUGACACCGACCCUGAGCGGCUUUUUGGAGUCUCCACUGAAAUACCUGGACACGCCGACAAAAAGCCUCCUGGACACCCCAGCCAAGAGGGCACAGGCGGAAUUCCCCACCUGUGACUGUGUUGAGCAAAUCGUGGAGAAGGAUGAGGGGCCGUAUUACACCCACCUGGGCUCGGGGCCCACCGUGGCCUCCAUCCGGGAGCUCAUGGAGGAGCGGUAUGGUGAGAAGGGCAAGGCCAUCCGCAUCGAGAAGGUCAUCUACACGGGCAAGGAAGGCAAGAGCUCCCGUGGCUGCCCCAUCGCCAAGUGGGUGAUCCGCAGACACAACCAAGAGGAGAAACUGCUGUGCCUAGUGCGACACCGGGCUGGCCACCACUGCCAAAACGCCGUCAUCAUCAUCCUCAUCCUGGCCUGGGAGGGCAUCCCCCGCACCCUGGGGGACACGCUGUACCAGGAGCUCACUGACACCCUCACCAAGUACGGCAACCCCACCAGCCGCCGCUGCGGCCUCAACGAUGACCGGACCUGUGCGUGCCAAGGCAAGGACCCCAACACCUGCGGCGCUUCCUUCUCCUUCGGCUGCUCCUGGAGCAUGUACUUCAACGGCUGCAAAUACGCCCGCAGCAAAACUCCCCGCAAGUUCAGGCUGGUGGGAGACAAUCCCAAAGAGGAAGAGCUGCUCCGGAGAAGCUUUCAAGACUUGGCCACCGAGGUUGCUCCACUUUACAAGAGGCUGGCGCCACAAGCCUACCAAAACCAGGUCACCAACGAGGAUGUAGCGAUCGACUGCCGGCUGGGCUUGAAGGAGGGGAGGCCGUUCUCGGGGGUGACAGCGUGCAUGGACUUCUGUGCUCAUGCCCACAAGGACCAGCAUAACCUCUACAACGGCUGCACUGUGGUCUGCACGCUGACGAAGGAAGACAAUCGUGUGGUGGGGAAAAUUCCCGAAGAUGAGCAGCUGCACGUCCUCCCCCUCUACAAGAUGUCCAGCACAGAUGAGUUUGGCAGCGAGGAGAACCAAAACGCCAAGGUGGGCAGCGGGGCCAUCCAGGUGCUCACGUCCUUCCCCCGCGAGGUCCGCAAGCUGCCCGAGCCUGCCAAGUCCUGCCGGCAGCGGCAGCUGGAAGCCAGGAGAGCUGCUGCCGAGAGGAAGAAGCUGCAGAAGGAGAAGCUGAUGACACCAGAGAAGAUCAAGGAGGAAGCGCUCGAGCUCCCCACGCUCCAGCCAAAUGCAGGUAUGGCGUUGAAAGGCGGGAUACCCCCGCAGCCGCUGAAACCUUCCAUCAAGGUGGAACCCCAGAGCCAUUACAACGCCUUCAAGUACAAUGGCAAUGCAGUGGUGGAGAGCUACUCGGUGCUGGGCAGCUGCCGGCCCUCCGACCCGUACAGCAUGAACAGUGUUUACUCUUACCAUUCCUACUAUGCACAGCCCAAUCUGCCUUCCGUGAACGGGUUUCACUCCAAGUUCGCACUUCCCUCCUUCGGGUAUUACGGCUUUUCCAGCAACCACGUGUUCCCCUCGCAGUUUCUCAAUUACGGGGCGCCCGAGAGGAGCGGGAGCAGCUGGGUGAGCAACGGCUAUGAGAAGAAACCCGACAUCUCAGCGCUGCAGGAGAACCUCAAUCACGCCUACGGGAACACCAAUUUCCCUGAGCCCACCCCGCACACCGUGCGGAGCAAAAACCAUCACCAGCGCACCUAUGAGCGAGCCAACCGCUACGCCAGCCAGCAGAAAGCAGCGGCGGCCACGGCCGGGGUGCACAGGGCUAGCUCGGGUUCGGAGGAGGCACCGUCAUUUGCACAGAACUGUUUCGACAGCCGGCCCAUCAAGCAGGAGCCUCCAGACCCCCCGCCUGCCAUCGAGCCCCUCCCCAGCGCUGCAGCCAUGCCUGGCACUGGGUUAACGCUGCCGGCCGCCCCUGCGCACGGCACGGCACCGGAGCAGCGGUGGAGCCCCUUCAAGGCACCCCAGGGCACGGCUUCCCCUGAGAGGACUAACACGGCCGAAGGCUCGUGGAGCGCGCUGGCGCCGGGCUCGGGCGGGCGGGAGAAGCUGAGCGCCUUCGAUGCCGCCGUGCGCUUGCCGCCGCCGGAGAAGCAGUGGUCCAACGUCCUGGCGGGAGAGCCGACGGCAGCGGCGGCACACGGCUCGGGCCUGCUGUCGAAACCGUGGAGCCCCUGCAAACUGGGGGAGACGGCGCUGGCCAGCACGGGCACCCCGAGCCUGCUGGGGUCACUGGGGUUCAGCUCGGCUCUGCCAGGGCUCCCCAGCUUCCCUGAGGAGCCGUGGGGCUCCGUGAAGGUGGAGGAGCAGAGGACACCAGCACCCAGCCCAGGGCUGCCGGAGAAGCCGUGGGAGGCAGCGGUGGGUGAGAAGGGGGUGGCAGGGCCCUGCCGGGAGAAGCCGUGGGACCCCUUUGGCCUGGAGGAGGAUCUGCCGGAGAAGACGGUGAAGGAGGAAGAGGAAGAGGAGGAGGAGGAGGAGGAAGAGGAAGAGGAGUGGUCAGACAGUGAGCACAACUUCCUGGAUGAGAACAUUGGCGGCGUGGCUGUGGCGCCUGCCCACGGCUCCAUCCUCAUCGAGUGCGCCCGCCGCGAGCUCCACGCCACCACCCCGCUGAAGAAACCCAACCGCUGCCACCCCACCCGCAUCUCCCUCGUCUUCUACCAACACAAGAACUUGAACCAGCCCAACCACGGCCUGGCGCUGUGGGAAGCCAAGGUGAAGCAGCUGGCGGAGCGGGCUCGGGCCCGGCAGGAGGAGGCGGCGCGUCUGGGGCUGCCGCCGGACGCCAAAGCCUUUGCCAAGAAGCGCAAGUGGGGCGGCGCGUUGGCGACCGAGACGCCCAGCAAGGAGCGGAGGGACUCGGUCCCCACGCGGCAGGCGGUGGCCAUCCCCACCAACUCUGCCAUCACUGUGUCCUCCUACGCUUACACCAAGGUGACAGGCCCCUACAGUCGCUGGAUCUGAGACGGAGGCAACCGCCAUGGCCCCAUCUUACCUCAACCCUCAGCAGCGCCGGAGCCCAGCGUUGCUUCGUGGUGCUUUCUCCUCGGGUGUGGGGGGAGAAGAAAACAAAAGUAAAUAGACAAAACUGAAGCGAAAUACAACAACCACAAAAAAAUUAAAAAAUCCAACCCAUAGGAAAUGAAUCCAACGUGCACGCUUGGGAGCAGCGGAGCCGGUGCGGGCUCACGCCAUCGGAGAGCUGUGCCCAGCGAGGAGUUGGCAAACCAAGCAAAACUUGGUUAAAAAACCCAAGAGGAAUGAUGCUAUUUGAUGAUUUUAGGUAAUCUCAUAUUUAUAUCUCCUUUUUUUUUAAUCUAGCCUCGGAUGAAUUUCCUAGCGUCCUUUCACAAGGAGAGGUUUUUAAUUCCGCUUCAAAUGGCCUAUUUGUUGGAUUUGACUUUAUUUUUUACUCCGAUGACAACGACGAAGCCGAUCUUCAAAAGAGAAGCCAACAUAAAAAACCACCCUAAUCAUGAAUCCAAACCAACCUGAACAGCAAACCAGCUUAAAGGCAAGAGGAGACUCCCUCCAGCUCCACUGCGUGGGCGCUGGUGGGACCGUGUGCUUUACUGUCAGCCAGACACACUGAACACCCAAUUUUUAUUCCAAGGACCUAAAAAUACCAAUUUUGCAGCUCGAGGAGUCCUUUCAUACAGCAAUGGGAGCCCGCGAGCAAGCGGGCUGUCCCAGGACGGCGCGUCUUCGCCGGGCUCCUCGCCUCUGGCGGGAUCAGCUCUGCCGCCACGGAGUAAGCCGGCGUCUCUCCUGGCGCCGGAGACCUCAGGACACGUCCGGGCUGGGGAACGCCACUGCCGGGGGGCUGCACUUGGGCUCGGACUUGGGGCUCCUUUGCCCACAGCCCCAGGGCAAGCGGCAGCGGCGGCAUCUCCACAGGAGCCGACGGGACGCAAACAGAAGAAAAAACAAAAAAAUUACAAAAAACAGGAAAAAAACACAAACCAACCCCAAACUGUGAAUAGCAGGUGUUGCUCUCUGUACAUCACUGUUGCUAAAGUCUGGUGCUUUCCGUCUCUAGGGGACUUUCUCCGUGCAAUCGGCUCUGGGAAGAGCGAAUCCCAAGACUUGGCUGGCCAAAACCCUGCCGGGUCUGCCUUCCCCGCCGGUGCCGGCGAGCUGCGGCCAGUGCCGCCGGGGCUUGGUGCUCUUUCUCUCCCCGGGUGCCAUCCCUCCUUCCUACGGAUCGCCGUUCUUCCCACAAACAAACAAAAAAAAACAAAACCCCAACCCAACCAAUAACCCAGCAACGACGACAACUGCGUGGUGCUUUUUGAACACUCUCAGUUGAGGCUUCCCACCCGGCACUGGAGCUGUGCCGGGACGGACGGAGUGUGGCCGAGCUGCCCCGCCGCUCCCCAGGAGCGCAGCAUGGCCAGAGCCGGGGGCCAGCACCCCCGGGUGGGGUCGUUGCUUUUGCACUUUGAGGUGCCUUUUGGAGAGCCAGCGAGGCAGCGCCGACGCCGUCACCGUGCGGGAUCACCUCGUGUUUACCGUCACCCUCCUUCCCUCGCGCACGGGCACGGAUCAGCAGGAUCUCGGUAAAACAGCCUGAACAUUUACAUGGUCUAAUUUUAAACCUGUAAAUAGGGAAAGAAAUUUUUUUAAAAGCACUUUCACCUAGAUUUAAAAAAAAAUGAAAGCGAAACUUAAAAAGCAAACAACUCCCCUCUUUCCUCUCCUUCCACUCCCCCCAACUUGAAGCAGUAUGUUUUAAACAAGAUUAUCGUGGGAGAACUGUAAAUACUGGCAGAAUAUUUAACAUGCUUUGUCCGUCCUUCAUCAUUAAUUAAUUUUUUUUUUUUUGGUUCGUUUUUUAACCGUAAUCUGUAAAGUCACGUAUAUUUGACAAGGAAACUCAACGAGCUAUUCCCGCUUUUCUUAUAAAUACCCAAUAGCAUAUCAGGAUUGUAAGAGUCGACGGCAAGUCAGAUUUUAGGGAUGCCCGCGGGCGAUGCCGGGGACCCGCCGUGUCGCUGUGGUUCGGAACGCGGAGAGGGGACCCGGCCGAUCCGGGGCCGAAUUCGGGUGCCGGCCUCGUUGGCGUCGCCCAGGGCCUCUGGCUGGCGUGACGGGGGUGCCUUGGAGCUCUGCCUGGCGGGGCGAGCGUCGGGAGGAGAAGGAGCAUUUGGAGAAGCCGCUGGUCCGUGUAACCUGUCUAAGUCCUGCUUCCUCAGAGGUUUUUCGGUGCAGGGAGGGGUCAGUCUGGCGCGGCGUUGGCUCCGGCGGGUUCAGCCCGGGAGAGCGGGGAGCUGCCGGCGCCGCGGGUCGGGGAGCGAGAACUGCUGCAGUCUCACUUUUUUACACUACAUAAAUGUCUAACCUACCUCAACUCUCAGUCAUUACGAAUUCGCACGCUUCAGACUUCUACACAAACUCGAAAUCUAUGCACAGCUCUUUACCCCUUGCUGCUGAGAGGCUGUUUCCAAGCAAAAUCUUUUCCCUUUACCCGUCCUGGUGGCCGCGCUCAUCCCGCCCGUGCUGAAGCCACGGGAGUCACGGAGCUCAGGGGGAGGGAUGUUUUUAGUGAGUGGGAUGUGGGGACCUGAUUUUGCAGCAGGUCGUGGCCACAAUGGUGCUAGAACAACACCCGCGGUAGAAACCCCAGGGAGGGCUCGGCACGGGGAGCCCGGCUGGCUCCUUCGUCCUGCUUUGGUUUUUCUGGCCGCGAUGCUUCGCCUCGGGCAGGAAACGGGGGAUGCAGUUUGGGUCCCCCCCCAUCUCGAUGCUCUUGGGAUGAGGCACGGGAAGGAGAAGGAAACCAGAAUCCCUGAGGUGCCUCAAUUGCUGAUUUUUCCUUUUAAUACUGGAAUACGCUUUGUUGGCUCUAUAAGGCAUAUUUUUAUUAAAUGAAAUCUUGUAAUACAAACGGUGCUAUGGUGUUUUAACAAACUGUAUCACGCUUCUGCCUGAUUCCAUCUCGCUGAGGUGCUACUAAUGUAUAUAUCAAAUUAAGGAACUAAGAUUUAAAAAAAAAAAAAAAAAAAAAAUUAAGCAAUGUCGUUGAGAAGGAAGUUUACCUUUCCGGAGCGACAGCUCGAGGCGUGCCGGGAGCCGGUUGAGUUUAUGCAAACUGAGAGAGGUGCCGCGUCCGAGGUGUGCUGCCAGCCAGAGUCGUGGUGGAGCCGUUCCCUGCGGGUGUGGUCCUGGCGUGAGGUGCUCAGAGGUGAUGGCCGGGCGCAGGGCUCGGCCAGGUGUGUGGUCACGGUGCUGGGCUGCAGUGCUCGGCCACGGUGCUUGGCCAGGUAUGUGGUCUUGGUGCUCGGCCACAGUGUUUGGUCAGGUGUGUGGUCACGGUGCUUGGCCACGGCGCUUGGACAGGGUGCUCGACCAGGUGUAUGGUCAUGGUGCUUGGCCAGGGUGCUCAGACAUGGCGUGUGGACAUAAGUGCUCGGACAUGGUGCUCGGCCACAUGUGGUGGAUGUGGUGCUUGGAUGUGGUGCUUGGACACGGUGCUCAGCCACACGUCAUGGACACAGUGCUCAGCCACACGUCAUGGACGUGGUGCUCGGACACGGUGCUCAGCCACACGUCAUGGACGUGGUGCUCGGACACAGUGCUCAGCCACACGUCAUGGACGCGGUGCUCAGGCUCGGUGCUCAGCCGCAGGUCACGGACGUAGCGCUUGGACGCGGUGCUCAGGCUCGGUGCUCAGCCACACGUCAUGGACACGGUGCUCAGCCACACGUCAUGGACGCAGUGCUCAGGCUCGGUGCUCAGCCGCAGGUCACGGACGUAGCGCUUGGACGUGGUGCUCAGGAACGGUGCUCGGCCACGCCUCGCGGGUGUGGUGCCCAGACAUGGUGCUCAGGCACGGCGCUCGACCACACGUGGUGGACGCAGUGCUCGGACGUGGCGCUCGGCCGUGGUUCUCGGCCGUGGUUCUCAGUGUGGUGCUUGGAUACGAUGCUCGGCAGCGUGCUCGGACAUGGUGCGUGGACAUGGUGCUCAGUCCCAGUGCUUGGCCACAAGUGAUGGACUUGGUGCUCAGACGUGGUGCUCGGACAUGGUGCUCGGACAUGGGUGCUCGGAUGUGGUGCUCGACCACGGUGCUUGGACGUGGUGCUUGGACACAUCACGGACACGGUGCUCGGACUCAGCGCUUGGACAUGGUGCGUGGACGUGGUGCUGUGCUUGGUGCUUGGACUUGGUGCAUGGACAUGAUGCUCGGGCACGGUGCUCUGCUGUGGUGCUCGGACGUGGUGUGUGGACAUGGUGCUUGACCACAGUGCUCAGACUGGUGCGUGGACACAGUGCAUGGACGUGGUGCUCGGGCAUGGUGCUCAGCCGUGCACUGUGGACGUGGUGCUCAGCUGUGGUGCGUGAACAUGACGUGUGGACAGUGCUUGGCCAGGGCGUGUGGACAGUGCUUGACCAUAGUGCUCGGACGUGGUGCUUGGGCACGGUGCUCAGCCAUGCCACCGUGGACAAGGUGCUCAGACAUGAUGUGUGGACACGGUGCUCAGCCAUGCCACCACGGACAAGGUGCUCAGACAUGGUGCUCGGACAUGGUGAGUGGACAUGGUGCAUGGACAUGAUGUGUGGACACGGUGCUCAGCCAUGCCACCGCAGACAAGGUGCUCGGACACGGUGGUCAGACAUGAUGUAUGGACACGGUGCUCGGCCAGGGUGUGUGGACAUGGUGCUCGGACAUGGUGCUCAGACACGGUGAGUGGACGUGGUGCUUGGACAUGGUGCUCUGACAUGACAAGUGGACGUGGUGCUUGGACAUGAUGCUCAGCCAUGCACUGUGGACGUGGUGCUCAGACAUGGUGGGUGGACAUAGUGCUCAGAUGUGGCACAUGAACAUGGAUGCUCUGCCGUGGUGCUUCAACAUGGUCCAUGGCCGUGGUGCUCGGCCACAAUGUGAUUGACCACAUGUUUUGGACAUGGUGCUUGACCGCAGUGCUCAGUGGUGGUGCUCAGGCACGGUGCGUGGACACAGCACUGGGCCACGUGCCCUGGGCACGGUGCUCGGCCACGCUGUUUGGCCACAGUGUGUGGACGUGGUGCUGAGCCGGGGUGUGUGGACACAGUGCUUGGCCGUGGGCCGUGGACAUGGCUUCUGGACACGGUGGUUGGGCACAGAGCAUGGACACGGUGGUUUGGGCAUGGAGUAUGGACAUGGUGGUUGCUCAUGAAGCAUGGACAUGGUGGUUGCUCAUGAAGCAUGGACUCAGUGGCUGGACAUGGAGCAUGGACACGGUGGUUGCUCAUGAAGCAUGAACUCUGUGGCUGGACAUGGAGCAUGGACACAGUGGCUGGACAUGGGGCAUGGACACGGUGGUUGGGCGCAGAGCAUGGACACGGUGGUUGCCCACCCUGCACAGGCACGGCGCACAGCUCGGUGCUGCUCGGGCACUGGGCACCCCCAUGGCACCACACAGACCCCAGCACCACCAGGCCGGGCCCAGUCCUGGCACUGUUCCCCUACAGCACCAACCCCACGCUCACAGUGCUCAGCACCAUGCCAGCCCCAUGUCCAUCUCCGUGUCCAGCCCGUGUCCAUCACCACGUCCAUCUCUGCGUCCAGCCCGUGUCCAUCCCGUGUCCAUCUCCGUGUCUGUGUCUAGCCCAUGUCCAUCACCGCAUCCAUCCUGUGUCCAUCCCAUGUCCAUCUCUGUGUCUGUGUCCAUCCCAAGUCCAUCCCGUGUCCAGCCCCGCACUGUCCAGGCUCAGCCCCGCGUUCCCGCAGCUCCUCGCUCUCAUCCCCUCCCCUCCUCGCUCAUCCUGCUUCUGCCCGGCUCUUUCUUUUCUUCUUUUCCUCCCUUUUUUUGUUUUUGGGUUUUUGUUUUUUUUUUUUUCUUUUUUUUGGGGUUUAUUGGUGCUACUUUCCCCCCCCAUGCCCCCACCCAGGCAAAUACCUCAGCCCCCCCCAGCCCCCACGAGCGAGUUCGGGGUGAAGCUUUUCCGAAAUCAGGGAUCCUUUCGCAGCGGUGUUUCCUCCUUCAUUUUUCCCCUCUUAGUUUUCGCCCUCCUCUUCUUCCCUUUCCGCCCGGGUUUUUCCUCAUUUCUCUGCAUCCUUCAGGGAUUUACAAAACCGCCGGAAUUUCAGCCUCAUUUAGAUUCCAGAAGCGAGGAGUUUUUUUAAAUUUUGGGUUUGGUUUCUUUUUUUUUUCUUUUUGCACUGCGGCGCGAAGGAAGAAGAGGUGGGAAUUGCAGAUUUAAAAACCCAGCGCCGUUUCUUCUCGGAUUGGGGAAUUCGGUCGGAGGCGGGGCGGGUGUUUCGGCGUUUUUGUUGGGCCUUUUUUUGUUAGGAUAAUCGAGGUGGGGAGGUGGGAUGGCGGCAGUGGAGGGGGGAGACACCGCAGGGGUGUCCCGGGGGCUCCGAAAAAUUCACACUUGAAGAUUUCUUGGUCGGCUCGGGACUGUGGUUACUUGAAAUGAAGUUUUUUUCCGGGGCGGAUUGAGGACCGGUAGAUUUUUUUCCCAUGUCUCAAGGCAAUAGGAUUAAUGUGUAUUAAACUGUAGAUACUUCUAGGACAGUAAAUUUAUGCUGAUAAUUUUAUUUUGUAUAAUUUUCCCUUUUUCUUUUCCCCCUUCUUUGUGUUGUUUUUCCCUUCUUAUUCUUCUUUUCUUUUCCCCUUGCCCCCAGUGUUUCGGUAAAUUUAUUUUUUAGAAUGCCUAAAAAUUGCAAGUUUGGAUCCUCACCCUCCUCUCUGGUUUUGGUUUUGUUUUUUGUUUUUGGUUUUUUUUGUUCUGUUGUUGUUUUGUUUUUUUUUUUUUAAUUUGUAUUUUAUUCUGAGUUGACGCGGCCACGGGGCCGUGAGCUGUAUUAUUCCUGAUAUCUUUAAAAUAUUGUGGGUGUUUUAAUAAAUUUUAUAUUUAUUUUUUGCACUCA